AUGUCCGAUAAAUUGGUGUUUUUGUUGCUGUACAGCCUCGUGACUCUCGUAAGCACAUCCAAUGUACUAGAUAAGUAUAAGAAGAACGCUGGCAGUGUGGUUCACGGUCGAUAUUCGCGCGAUAUACAUAAUCCUCAUUUCCUCGUACCACGUCACGUCACCGAAGAUGGAAAAUUCAGUAGCUAUGAAUUGCCAAAAUAUUAUGAUCAUCGAGAGAUUAAUGAGAGAGACAAAAGAUCGUCGCAUCUUGAUACUAAAACAGUCCAUCUGAUGUUACCUUUCAACGGGAUCGAUCACCAUGUCGAAUUGACUCCUUAUCACGAAUUUAUCUCACCCCAAAUGGUGAUUGAGACACGUGGCCCUGGUAUCGAAAGAAGCCUCAAUGAGGGAUUACGUUUCACUAGAGCAUCCGAUGAUCAAUGCCAUUAUAGAGGACACGUUCGAGGCCAUCUCAAUUCUCGUGCUGCGCUAUCUCUUUGUGAUGGAGUGGCUGGAUACGUUCAAACUAACGAUGGGCGAUACUUCAUUGAGCCGGUUGACGCCUCAAAGCCAGAAUCGGACGGACAGCAUGUUCACAUUGCGUACUCUCGUGAAAUACCUCAUGAGAUCGAUGGUUCAACAACGGUUGUGGGCCCAAAACGAUUCUGUGGAACUUCCAGCAACUGGGAAGCAGCGUGGGCUGAACAACUUGCCAAAAAACAGCAAUUUCUCGCCGACAACAAAGCGGAAAUGCAACCGAUUAAUGCAUCUACGUGGAUGGGAAGCUCGCAACAUGCCGUGCCACGACAAAAUUCCGGCUCGCACAGUAUUCACCGCUACAUAGAAGCUGCUGUCAUUUGCGACCGUCGUUUCCUCGAUUAUCACAAACAAACCGACUACGAAAAGUACGUCAUGACCAUCAUGAACAUGGUCUCCGAUUUUUGGCAUGACGCGAGUUGCGGCAAUCAAGUUGACGUCAUUGUUGUUCGUGUUAUUUACCUCGAACAGGAGAAAAAAGAGAUCGAUUUAAAUAUCUCGCCAAAAGGUGAACAAACUUUGGACAGUUUUGCGGCGUGGGCUCACAAACUUAAUCCCAAAGAUUUAAGACAUCCGAAUCACCAUGAUGUGGCACUCCUCUUAACGAGGUAUGACAUUUGCUCGAAAGACGCUUCGUGCGAGCUCACGGGUCUUGCCUUCGUCGCAGGAGCCUGUGAUCCUCCACACGCUGCUGCUAUUAACGAGGACGCUGGUUUGGUUCUUGGUAUCGUCGUGGCUCACGAAAUCGGCCACUUAAUGGGCUGCGCUCAUGACUCGGUGGAAGAAACUGGAUGUCCAUAUCAGAAUGAUAAAGACAAAAGUUACUACUUGAUGUCCCCCGUCGUCUCCCUCCACACAAUCAAAUGGUCAACCUGCAGUAGGAAACUCAUCACAACCUUCCUCGAGAGUGGUCUCGGAGAGUGCCUCAAUAAUAACCCACGAAAUCCAUCGGAGAAAUAUAGUUACGCUAACAUGUUACCAGGUACCAUGUACGAUCGCGAUGCUCAGUGCAAUCUUCAGAUGCCUGGAUCGAAGAAUUGUGACAUGGGACAGGAUUCGGCUUGUACGACGUUGUAUUGCGAAAAAGGAACACAGUGUUUCUCCAAAGGGGACCCCCCGGCAGAUGGUACAAAAUGUGGAGAGAGAAAGUGGUGCAUCCAUUUGAAAUGUGUCGGUAUGGGUUCUCGUCCAUCUGCUGUAAACGGUGGCUGGGGUCAAUGGGGACCGAUGAGUCAGUGCUCGAGAACUUGUGGUCUUGGGAUUAAAAUAUCAGAAAGAGAAUGCAACAAGCCGAUCCCUUCGAAUGGUGGCAAAUUUUGCAUUGGCGAAAGAAAAAGAUAUGAGAUCUGUAAUCCGACGCCCUGUGAUCCUUCAAAACCUCCAUUUCGAGCGGUCCAAUGCACAGCGUUCAACAAUAAGCCGGUCGGAAGUGACCAGACCAAGCAUAAGUGGAUACCCUAUUUUGCGACGGAUCUCGAACCUUGUGCUCUUUACUGUAUCAACGAAAAGAACACUUAUAUCAAGCUUGAACCAGUGGUUAAGGAUGGAACACCGUGCAAAGGUGGUACGAACAACAUAUGCAUAAGCGGUGGUUGCAGGAAAGUUGGCUGCGAUUUCGUCGUCGAUUCUUCCGCGAUAGAGGAUAACUGCGGGGUGUGUCAGGGUGAUGGCACUACUUGCUCCCCGGUAGAGGGCCUUUUCACGAAAUCGGGAUUAUCCAAUUAUCAGGCGGUCGUCACGAUCCCGAAAGGGGCUCGCAGCGUCAGGGUACUAGAAAAGGGCCCAAGCAAGAAUACUCUGGCGGUGAAGACGAAAUUUCGCAACAAAUAUUGUCUCAACGGAAAAAAUAAAGAGCAGAGAGACGGCGAUUACCCUUGCGCAGGAUCACUGAUCGUAUAUUCUCAUCCCCAAAAACAGAAAGAAGAACUUUGGAUACACGGACCCCUCGAAGAACCGAUAGUGAUCGAAUACGUGUUCUACAGACCUAGACAGAAUCCUGGAAUAGUCUACACUUACUACAUCAAGGGAACCGUUGCUAAAAGCGUCGCAGCAAAGUAUUCAUGGGAUUUCACCGAGUGGGGUGAAUGUUCGGCACGGUGCGGAGGCGGCACUGCGAUUUCUGAGCCCUCGUGCAUCGAAGAAACGAGCGGAAUGGUUUCGCCGUCAUUUUGUAAACAUAUUAAGCGGCCUGACCCGAAAAGUCGCAUAUGCAACGAGCAGCCUUGUCCAGCAAACUGGCGCGUUAGUCAAUGGAGCAAGUGCAGUGCUUGCGGCGGUAAAAAGGGAGUUCGUCAGCGGAAGGUCCAAUGCGUGAAGCCAGCCCCCAGUCCUGGAGGUGACGAUAUAAUAGCAGAAUUCGAUGCGUGUACCGGCAAAGUGCCGAUACAGGAGGAAAGUUGCGUCGGUGAAAAGCCCUGUAAAAAAGUGUGUUCGAAAAAGAGUCGCGAAUGCAAUUACGGAGAAAUCGAAAUUCCGGAUCCGAAAGAGCGCCAGCGUGUGAUAACGGAACAACGGAGAGCGAUCGACAAUUUGGUCGAUCUCGGCUUGGCGCGUUAUCUCGAAAAAACGAGACACGAAACGGCCAGAGAGAUCUCAGGGAAGCCAUUGAAACGCGACAUUUCUGUGGACUUCAAGAGCCUAUUGAAAGAUUGGAUUUUGCUGGGUAAUGAUAAAAAAGAUAAGAGAACGUGUAACAAAAAUCUUCUUCAAAAGGCAUCUUGCGGAACUCACAGCGAGCACCAAUCAUCUCCGAACAAAGAUUCUGGAGGCGAAGGGCACGACUCUGAUGAGAAUGCCAACCACAAAAUGGUCACUCUCAAACCAGGAUCCAUCGUCAAAGACGUCAGACCACCCGGCGACACGGUGCUUUACGAAGUACCGAUCGUCGACUUACACAUUAAGGGCAACAUAUCGGACACUGGUUUUCAGCAAGCUGGUGACAAGAUCCCCAUCGGCGUUAAUAACGACGAAGCCAAAGUUUAUCAUGGCCUGGAAGCUGUCAAAAAACUUACUGAGAACUCUACUCAGACUCCGAAGAAGCUUAAGACUGAGAAUUCUGAAAACCCACGCAAAGAGUCAUCAGAGAGUUCCAAAAUCUCUGACGAGCCCUCGAAUUCAUCUCAAGCUGAGAAAAAUUCUAUUAAAAGACCAACUUCUGCAGAUCUACCGGGAAAUGGUGCUGAUCGCGAGUGA
Molecule: messenger RNA, 3708 nt
Organism: Venturia canescens
Lineage: Eukaryota; Metazoa; Arthropoda; Insecta; Hymenoptera; Ichneumonidae
Product: A disintegrin and metalloproteinase with thrombospondin motifs 7-like
Exons: 17
Coding region: 1-3708 (1235 amino acids)
Biological process (GO): extracellular matrix organization; proteolysis
Cellular component (GO): extracellular matrix
Molecular function (GO): metalloendopeptidase activity
Source: RefSeq, a predicted model, not a curated record